Molecule: messenger RNA, 450 nt
Organism: Mesitornis unicolor (brown roatelo)
Lineage: Eukaryota; Metazoa; Chordata; Aves; Mesitornithiformes; Mesitornithidae
Product: pituitary homeobox 1
Exons: 2
Biological process (GO): regulation of transcription by RNA polymerase II; anatomical structure morphogenesis
Cellular component (GO): nucleus
Molecular function (GO): RNA polymerase II cis-regulatory region sequence-specific DNA binding; DNA-binding transcription factor activity, RNA polymerase II-specific
Source: RefSeq, a predicted model, not a curated record
GUCUGGUUCAAGAACCGUCGAGCCAAGUGGAGAAAGCGGGAGCGGAACCAGCAGAUGGACCUGUGCAAGAACGGCUACGUGCCGCAGUUCAGCGGGCUGAUGCAGCCCUACGACGACAUGUACGCCGGCUACCCCUACAACAACUGGGCUACCAAGAGCCUCACCCCGGCACCGCUCUCCACCAAAAGCUUCACUUUUUUCAACUCCAUGAGUCCCCUCUCCUCACAGUCCAUGUUCUCGGCGCCCAGCAGCAUCUCCUCCAUGAACAUGCCCUCCAGUAUGGGCCAUUCGGCCGUGCCGGGCAUGGCCAACUCUGGCCUCAACAACAUCAACAACAUCAGCGGCUCCUCGCUGAACUCGGCCCUGUCCCCGCCCCAGCACUCCAGUUUCGGCUACAGCAGUUUGCAAAGCCCCGGCUCUAGUCUAAACGCCUGUCAGUAUAACAGUUGA